UGUCACCCGAGCAGCCGCUGCCGCGCGCUGGCCAAGACGCAUCUGAAACAAAAUCUUUAGCUUUGCGCUCCAAAACAAACGGACUGACACCUUCAACAGCGAUACAAUAUACCCAAACCCCGGAGCCGCUGCGCGGACACUGAAAAAGAACCAGCGAAACAAUGUUGUUUUGAACUGUCUUUUUGCUCUGAGAGUGAAUCUUGGUUUGUUUAUCUUUUCGUAGUUUGUCAGGCAAUGGUCGCGAGGAUCUUUUUGGAGAGGGCGCUGCGCGUGUGCGCGAGGGCUCAAUAAACACACAGACGUCUCAAGUGUCUGGUGCGCGCUAAUGAAUAGACUUCACUGAAUGGAUUUUUAUAUUUAGAGCUUUAAUGCGCCUCUUCUCCCAACGGGAAAUAGUGGACCGCGAGGCAGAAACGAACGCGCUCGGCAAACCCCGCGGCAUGGCAUUUUUAUGGCAUUUAAAGCGCUAAAAAAACAAACGGACAGCUCGGGCAGGAUACGCCGACCGCUUUUUAUGUGCUUUCUAACGGUUUUCGGCGCGCUAACGCGGUGUAAACUCCGGCCGGUCACAAAAUGAUGGCUGGCGGGGCAGUUCAGCAGAACGGGAUCUUCUCUACUCCUCAGCACCUCUCACAGUCGCCACACAUGGACCCAGAUCUCUCCGAUUCCCGAAAGCGACCCCUGGAAACACCGACCGAGGCGAGCAGCACCAAGCGCUCCAACACCGGAGAGGAGGGAGAAUAUUUCCUGAAGGUGUUGAUUCCCAGCUAUGCCGCUGGUUCAAUCAUCGGUAAAGGGGGGCAAACCAUCGUCCAGCUUCAGAAAGAGACUGGAGCUACCAUCAAACUGUCCAAAUCUAAAGACUUCUACCCAGGUACGACAGAGCGUGUUUGUUUGAUUCAAGGUACGGUGGAAGCUCUGAAUGGAGUUCAUAACUUCAUCGCUGAAAAGGUUCGCGAGAUGCCUCAGAGCAGUCAGAAGACCGAACCAGUCAGCAUUCUCCAGCCACAGACUACUGUUAACCCUGACCGGGUUAAACAGGCUAAACUGAUCGUGCCCAACAGCACAGCAGGACUCAUCAUCGGUAAGGGUGGGGCAACAGUUAAGGCUGUGAUGGAGCAGUCAGGAGCCUGGGUACAGCUUUCUCAGAAGCCUGAGGGCAUCAAUCUGCAGGAGCGUGUCGUGACAGUGAGUGGGGAGCCAGAGCAAAACCGCAAGGCCGUGGAGAUCAUUGUUCAGAAGAUUCAGGAGGACCCACAGAGCAGCAGCUGUCUCAAUAUCAGUUACUCCAACAUCACAGGCCCAGUGGCCAACUCCAACCCGACCGGAUCCCCCUUCGCCAACUCUACAGAGGUGUUACCCAACGCCGCAGCGGCAGCUACAGCCUCCACACUCCUUGGUCAGGCAGGACUUGCGGGCAUGGGUGGGUUUCCUGCCGCAAUGUCAAGUCUUUCCGGUAAUGAUCUGCUCGCCAUUACAUCUGCUCUGAACACUCUGGCCAGUUAUGGCUACAAUACCAAUACACUGGGUCUUGGCCUCAACCCGGCUGCUGCAUCCGGAGUGCUGGCUGCUGUUGCGGCUAGCGCCAAUCCAGCGGCUGCGGCAGCUGCCAAUCUGCUUGCUACAUACGCCAGCGAGGCCUCUGGAAGGGGCGGUCACCCUGCCGCACCUAGUUUAGGGGGCUUCUCAUUGGGCUCCCUAGCUGCCGCCACAGGGGCAUCUAACGGUUACCUGAAUCCCUCAUCCCCGCUGGUGGCAUCAUCUCUGCUGGGCACAGAGAAGCUAGCAGAAGGUGGGAAGGAAGUGGUGGAGAUCGCUGUUCCUGAGAACUUGGUCGGUGCCAUCUUGGGAAAAGGCGGCAAGACUCUCGUGGAGUAUCAGGAGCUGACAGGUGCGCGAAUUCAGAUCUCCAAAAAGGGAGAGUUCAUUCCAGGCACACGCAAUCGAAAGGUGACCAUUACAGGGUCGCCGGCUGCAACGCAGGCCGCCCAGUAUCUCAUCAGCCAGCGAAUCACAUACGAGCAAGGCGUCCGUGCCACCAACCCUCAGAAGGUGGGCUAGGGAUGGACAGGAGUGGGGAGGGGAACAACGAAAGCGAAGGAAACCAGAGAGAAUGAAGAGGUGACUGAAUGAAUGAAAUUGAGAGAGAAUGGGAUGGGUUGGAGCAAGUAACAUGUCCAAAUAUUUAAAACAAAAUAAGGACAAUUACAAAACAAAUGAAAAAAGUUCUGAUGGAACUGUGGAUAGAUAAUCUGUUUGGGGAGAAAUGUGAUAUUUUGUGACUGAAAUUCUGCUGUAUUUUUAAAGUUGUGUUACGUUGUGUAGGUCCGAGUAUCGUGCCCUGGGGCACUCAGAGGAGGAGGAGAUUAAACCUCACUUCCUCUCUCUUAGCCAGGGUCUUUUUGAUUCUAUGUUCAAUUUUUGGCUUCCAUUGCAGAACCCUCACAGUUUAGUUUAUACCUAAUCCACACCCUGAGCAAGGAGAUUGGAGUUUGAAGCAGUCCCCCUUUUGAUAUCAGUAAAUUCAGUCUCCGCAACUGUAGUGCAGGCCUGAAAUGAAAAGGAAGAUACCUAUGAUCCAUUUCCAUAGGCUCUCUUGGUUUCCCCCCCUAUUUGUUUUAAACUAAGACUUAAUCUCAAAUACCUGCUGAAGGAUUUCAAUCUGCAUUACAUUACUAAUAUCUCUGUGAUUCUCCAUUAUGGUCAGUUCACAAUCAGUCUCUUUCAGAUUUACUCAAACCUGUAAUUCCAGGUUGACCUGAAUGUAUAAGUACUUCCUGAUAUUGUUGGGUUUUUUAUAUGUAAAUAGAGUAUCAAAUUGAGAUGCUGUCGAGAGUAGAUAACUAACCUUCAGCCACAGACAGACAGAGACCGACAUCAUACGUCAAAGUUCAGAUACUCAGCAUUAGAGAACUGGAAUGUAAUACACAUACAUACAAGUGCAGUUUAGUCACAGGAUCCCACUUUGGUGCUAUAAGAAAACACAUUUGAAGAGAUUUUGUUGUCAUAUCUACUGAUUUUAGUAUUUAUGGGAGAGUUUCUCUGAGCCCUCAUGAAAUAUUGGGGGCAUUUUGCGAUUUACUCACGAGACUGAGAGCGAGUGGAUAUUCAAAAGAUCCCACCAGAGCAGAGACACAACAGUAGGAUUGUAAAAGCUGUCUGUUUUGUCUCAUUGACUUUUAACUCUUACUACAGAAAAUCUUUGGACACUCUACCAAGGAAUUAAAGUCCUUAGAAUCCUGAACUUGAAAAAUAAUUGGACCUGUUUAGACAGAUGUACCUCUUAACUCCUCCUCUUCCUCUGAUUGGAGGAGCCAGGCAAUGUCUGUGCCUGUUUCGUUGAAAGGAGCUCAGGUUGUCAUACCUCAUGUUUGUGAAGAAGGAGAAAGAUUUCCAGUUUGUAUGCAGUGCAGCAAAGUCUUGGGUGCAUUACAGAUGCCACCUCGUUCACGUCGCAGUUAAUCCCUGUUUGCGUCAGACUGGCAGCAGAGGUGCGGUUGAGGUAGUGAACGAGAGACUAAAAUGACACAGCUUUUGUAACCUGUCUGAACUCAUUCGAAGGCCAGAGGAUGCUACUGUAAUGACUGUCGACCUUCAGCCUUCUUCAGUAAAGCGGCACCGCUGAGAGGCAGGCUAACUGAUCAUAAUUCUGCUUCCUUUGAGAAACCAAACUGCAGGCCGUAGCGUCAGACGCACAGCUCCGUUUGCCCAACGUUCUAAAGCAUUGCUGGAGAGUUUCACGAGCCCUCCACCUUUUCCACUGAUCAACAGGUCAUCAGUUGCACAGACUGCUGAUGAUAGUUACUCAUUAGUUAAUUCCACAGUUGUACACUGCAUCAAAACAUUUGCUGCUAACAGCAUUUUUGGUCUUGCCAGCAAUUGGCUCUUGCAUGGAGAGAAAGCAGGAGCUCCCGUACAGGGCGAGUGAUCGUCUCUGAACCACACUGUGAAUCCAGCGGCCUGACGCCAUCGCAACUAUGGAAUGUACUGUACAUAUUUCACACCAUCGAGAGCGCGUCCACUGAGACACGGCAUGACGGAAUAAAGCAAUGAAACCGAGCGAGCACAAGAACACGGGCCGCGAGGCUCCGCUGUAGGAACGUCUACCUGUAGUUUACCUUGCUCUUUCGCAAGACCAGAGGUCGCCGAGGGUCUGAUUCCCCCCCCGGCGCCCAGGCCUAUCAUUAAUUAGCAGAUCUCCAUUUGAACCCUGGACUUCUAUAUAUAACAACACUGCACAGCCCAAUCUACUGCUGACCUACAUACACACUCUAAAAGACAUUCAUCAUCUCCCUCCAACUACCAGCCCUCUAAUCUACUCGCUAGAGGGGAAGCGGAAACGUAGAAAAAGGAGGGAAGAGAGAGAGAGAGACGGAGAGAGAGAGAGGGCGAGAGAGUAACCUAUUUAUAUCCAUUACAUAAUUGUGAAGAAUAUUAACAUUUUCACAUCUCUCAUGAUUGCUGUUUAAAUACCGUUCAACAUAGCAUUUAACAUGCCAUACGCUUAAUGUUCUCCCAAACUAUAUUUACUAUGUUUCAGUACCAGCCGUGAGACAUCAGGAUCUCAGAGUAAAAAAAAAUAUUACUCAAUACUGUUUGGAGAUCAAACUGUGUACCUGAUUUCAGAAGCACAAGCACUUGGUGCAGCAAUAUGAGGGUAAUAUGAUUACAGAAAAGGAGAUGUCAUUUAUAUUUUGAGAAAAACAGCUUGUUGACACUCAUGACAUUAGGAUUAAUUCUGUCUCUCACUCUCUCUGUGUUGUCCCUCUGUCUUUGCACUACCUCUUUUUCUUCCCUCGUGUCUGGCUCACUUUUCCAGCUUUCUGUUGUCUCUCCUUUCCACUUUCGCUUUCUUCCCCUCCAGGCUGCCGGUCGCCACGGAUGUGUUGUGUGUGUGUGUGGGUGUUUAUUGCAGGGGGCGUGUGUCUCCGCAGGGGCCGAUGGGUAUUCUGCCCUGUCGUGAACACUGUACCUCUGGAUUAAUACGCCACAUAGUCUAACAUUAAUACAUGUGAUCUGAUUCUCGUGCUCUCUGCCUGAUUGAUUGAGUAUUCUACCUUAAACUAGCUAGAACAGGGAAUCUGUGCUCUGAGAGAACGUAGAGGUUUGUAAACCCAAGAACUCUGGGUAAGAAAAAAAAACAAACAAAGAAACAAAAAAAACAAUAAACUUCGGGAGAUGGAUGUGAAUGCCACCUCAAACUCAAACGAUGACGUCACUGUCGUUUGUGCUCUGUGUUCUCUCUCCUCUCUCUGAGAACUAUCGAAGAUCAUUUCUGCAUUUUUCCUUCGUUUUUUUAAAAAUGAAACUGUGGAAUCCGUCGCGUCUCAUGUUCUUUGUGUAUUUUGGUGUAGUUCCUCUAGUUUGUGGUCUAAAUGCAGUCUUGCGCUGUUGGUUUCAGUGUGUGAUUAUCCGUUAUACUCGUGUGGAUGAUGAAAGUGCCAAUCAAGCCUGGUUAAGAUUAGCUUUGCGAUUUGUUUGUGCAUUAGAGUUGCUCUCUUUGGAGUGCUGGUGUCCAUAUCUACGUCAUUGAUAAUUUUAGAUCGACUUAAAAUGUAAAGAACUAUUGGAAGCAAUAUUGUAGCAUGUUGUCAAGUUUUGUGUUUUGUUAUGUCUGUUGUAUGAGCCUUUGGAUUUACUACAAAUUUUGAAUGAAUAGGUUUACAUGUACUUUUUUGUAAUACCGUAAGUUUAAAAAAAUUAAAAAAUGCUGCUAUUUGAUAAGUGAAAUAUACAGAAAUAUUUUAGUUGAGGAAAAAAAAAAACGUCUGGUCUGUUGAUUAGGAUUGUGCUCGUUUUUCGACAGGGGUAUAAACGAGGUGUAUCAAUAUUAAUUACAUAGACGCAGUAAUAAUAGUCAACCUGUGCCAAACUAGACCUUCACAGCUUCUCGACAUGUAGGUGUGUGAUGAAACAUUAGAUAUCGAUAACUUAUUUAGAAGCAUUGAACAAGUGCCAAUCAAUCAAUAUCUUUUAGUUCCAAUGAAAAGAUAAUCAGCGAAGGGAAAAAAAGACAUAGCGCAAUGUUAGCAUUGUUUUGACCCCAUAGCUGCAUAGACUAAGAGAAGAAUUGUUUUAUGCAUCCAUAUGGUUUUAAUACACUCAGUAGAGGCAUCCUGUGCAUUCGUUUGACCUGUGGCUUCCGCACUGCUUUUAAGUCAUAUUGUCUCUGUAGGUCGGCAUGGAGUAGGCAUACACAUGUUAUACGCAUUCAUAACACAGCCAUUUAUGAAAGUGUGUUUUGUGGAUUUAGGUGUUAUCUUUUUGCACGUCUCUAUUGCAUGAUAUCCAAGUGAAUUAUUGAGGGGUGGGAAAUCAAAACAAACAAACAUGAAAAAAAAGAAAAAGAAACGUCUUGCGACGCUCCGAGACACACUUCUGCAUGUGUCGCGAACGGAGCGCUCUUUCUUUCUACCACAUCAUUUGUGUUACUCUGGUUUGUACCGUUUUUCUCGGUCAGAUGGGUGUGGUCUUCUAAAGGCCAGUACACAUAGGCCUAAGAACUGCAGCGUAACCAUGGGAACUGGAGUCAAUCAGGAAUUCAUGAAAGCGAGAGGAUUCCAGUUUACGACGGCGGAAUGUGUACGUACGCGUGAGACUCCAUCUCUCAGCCUCUACUUUCAGGGGGAAAUACCCAUGCAUGGAAACGUCAUUUGAGUUCAGUUUUUUGGCUACGGUCGUGUUUAUUCACAUGAGGAGUUGCGCUCAUCGGUUUCAGACUUCUCUAGUUUCUCAGCUUGAUUCUCCUAACCCCACAUGUAAUUUAUGAAUGUAUUUACAUUUGCAUAAACUGAAACAAAAAUGUUAUUUCAAUGUUAAAUGUCUUUUAGGUGUGAUGUUUACGGCGGAGGUUGUAAAGUUCAUGUAGCUCGAUCAUAUCUGUCAGUGUUAGGAAGGCCCAGAGCCACAUUAGCACCCAAAUUCAUUUCUCUCUCUUCCUGUCUGCUGAUGCAUCAAAUGCACUUUACUGAGCAUUAGGUCCCAUCACAAACACACACAGUGUAACCUUCUACUGGAUGCAAAACUGAACCAAGCAACCUGUUUUUAACAUGGAGAACUUUGACAGAUAUAUUGUUGUUUUUCCUGUUGUUGUGUUUUUAUUCUUUUCCUUCUUUGGUGUUUGUAAAUGAGUUGUAAUUUUUUAAGGGUGUUUUAUUUUUGUAUUUCUGUUCAUUUUGGGGAGGAGAGGUCAGAAGGAGAGUGUGUGAAAUCUGUCUUGCAUUCCACUGUCUCUCCUACUACAUUCCCUUCUGUGUGUGUGUGUGUGUGUGUGUGUGUGUGUGUGUGUGUGUGAGCGCGGGUGAGAUUGUUUGCAUGGGUGUGCGUUCGUGAGUGUCUAAAUAAUGACACACAGACACUCUUGUUACCAUUGUAAUUGCCAACUGUGUGAAGCUGAACUGCUUUGAAAGUGAAAGGUGUUAUUUUUGAUUUUCAAAACUGUACCUUCUGUUCAGUUUAGAGGAAUGGAAAAUAAAUUGCAGAAACCUCUGAAAA
Messenger RNA from Puntigrus tetrazona (Sumatra barb), 7494 nucleotides. RefSeq names its product NOVA alternative splicing regulator 1 (gene nova1). Gene Ontology annotation, molecular function: mRNA binding. Bases 574 to 2061 code for a protein of 495 amino acids. The record is from RefSeq and is a predicted model, not a curated record. Gene Ontology annotation, biological process: regulation of alternative mRNA splicing, via spliceosome; mRNA splicing, via spliceosome. Lineage: Eukaryota; Metazoa; Chordata; Actinopteri; Cypriniformes; Cyprinidae. Gene Ontology annotation, cellular component: cytoplasm; nucleus. The transcript is spliced from 4 exons.